Molecule: messenger RNA, 5925 nt
Organism: Porites lobata
Lineage: Eukaryota; Metazoa; Cnidaria; Anthozoa; Scleractinia; Poritidae
Source: the annotation of a GenBank genome assembly
AUGAUCAUUUUUAGCUUCUUCCCGCUCCUUUAUAUCCUUCUGAGAUAUACAGAAACCACCCACGGCUUUGAACAACGUUACCUGCGCGGAUCUGUAAAGACUGUCCCAAAGCACAAGCUGAAGGGACACCAAAUUAAGGCAGUAAAAUGUUCGUCGUUGUUGUCUUGUGCCCAUUCGUGCCUAGCGGAGCCCACAUGUGUUUCAACAAACUUUGGGGCCUCGGAGGAUAAUCAGUUUGUCUGUGAACUAAACAAUCGUGGUGUAUCGUUACUUCACAAUGAGGAGCUUACCUUUGAAGAAGGAUUUAUAUUUUCUCUCUACUCCAAAAUUUCCUUAAUAGACAUUAACUUAAAGGUAAGGAUCACGCAAUAGAAACGAAAUACAGUGAAACUUCCAUGUAACGAAGUCCUCGGUAUAACGAACGAUUUUCUUUACCCUAGUAAUAGUAAAAUGUAUGGAAAAGUACCUCGAUAUAACGAAACCUCGUUAUAGCGAACACAUUUUGCCAGUCCCUUGGCACUUUGUUAUAUCGAGGUUCCACUGUAUAGCAAAGUUAGCUUUGCUUCUGUUAUGACUUGGAGAUGGCCAAAUAACUGAUGGGUAAUUUUUUAUUAACAUUUUAUUGUUAUUAUUUUUGUCCUCAAUUCUAAAUUAACCAUAAGUUUUUCGACCAUCGAAGCAAGGCUAACUUAGCUAUACAGUGGAACCUCGAUAUAACAAAGUGCCAAGCGGCUGGCAAAAUAAUGGAAGGAGAAAAAUUAUAUUGAAAGUUCAAAAACUGCGGCCACAAUUCUAUAUUUAGUGUACUCUUAUAUAUAUAUAUAUUUUUUUUUUCAUUGAUGAUAGAUAAAAUUAUGGUAGAAAAAAAUUAAAACUGUUAAGAAUGUUUGUUUGCUUUUAACAAUAAUUACGAGGACAUUUGAGUCCUUGAUAUGCACUGAACUAAAUGACAUCAAUUCCUUUUUAUGGAUCCCUGUGGAGAGACUCAUGAUAAUGGGGGUCGCAAAAUCUUCGAGAAAACUUUUAAAAACGCAAAAAUUAAGUUCACUGAUAAUAUACGUAACAAAGAAAAGACUCAUUCACACAAAGAGUCAAGCAUCCGCCUUGUGACAAAUCCUACAUCAGUCACAGCCCAGCAAUUUUUGUAAGAGACUUCAGCUUUCGUUGUUGACAACUAUGAAGGGUUUUCCAAUGGUAUACUAGGAAGCCAAAGACUGGGAUCAUUUGCCCACCUACCCCUCCCAUAAGCCAACAUUUUGCCUUAAGUGAGAAGUAAGUGUUGAUGUUGGUGUAGGGGAGGGGUAGCUGGGCAGUUUCCCAGAAACGUAUAAUAAUCCUGUACAGUGGUCAUGAAGCUUUCACGUUCAAUCAGAGUAAAAAGAUUACUCCGCAGAGCGAGCAACUCCCAUACUAGGCUUAAUUUAGACUCUCAGCUCCGUACAUGUGUAAAUCGGAAAGAUAUUAUAAAAUGUUAAGAAAAAUUAAGAAAUGUUAUCCGGUCGGUAAAUUUCCUUACACGUUUACGGAAUUUAUAUACUGGUGUACAUUUGUACAAAAAGUAAACUGCCCUAGGGAUCCUGGUGCUUACUGUCCGACAGCUGCCACAAUGGGAACUACUAGAACGAAGACUGUGAUCGUGACUGUUUUCCCGACUGCAGUUAAUUUUCUACCGCAUUUUUUUUUCUUGCGCUGCGAUUUGUGAAGUCUAAACACAGCUCAGGAGAACUUCAGUUUGUUCCGACUCAAGCCUUAACCAGUAUUAUCAUGGUCAGUUAACUUAGCUGGUCAUCUUUGGUUUGCAGAGCGGCAGGUCAUCUUGAGUUCGAUCUCCGGAAUGGCCUAGUUCGUACUCAAGGUAUUGUGUUAAAAAAGGUGCUGUCUUUGCCACGAAACGGCUAGAACUUUGCUGGCUCGAUUAUCAUGCAGUUAGAAAUCGCGGUCCAGUCUCCAUGAGGCUACGUAAAAACAGUUUCCUAAUUUAGUACUUUCGUGCUAGACACAUUAUCAGACACUUAAAUAAAGUCGAGUACUUUUAUUAAUUUACUUAAAUGAACUGGUAGUAGUCUAUUCUUCUCGUCUCUCUGCCUGGUUUGUUACAGGAGGGCUGCAAGCAGAUGACAUGUCUCAACCAAGGCCAAUGUUAUUUUAACCAAGAAAACCAAAAGUUCCGUUGCAAAUGCUUUCUCCCAUGGACAGGAGAGAGUUGCCAAACAAAGACAGGUAAGAGGUUAAGCUUUUUAAUCCAAAUGAAAUGAGCCCAGAGAAAUUCUCCAAAUUAUAUUUCAACUGAUGCAGCCAAUAAGCAGCCAUGUUUUACUUUUGAAUGAAAACAAGUCGCUAGUACAUGACCACCAAUAGCAGCUAGAAGAGCUUAUUUUCAGAGUUCAACUAUGUUUGGAAGCUUACUAAAAUUAAGACAUCUUAAAAUGAUGAUAACCCGGCCGGCAUAUUGGAUUUUUUCACAAAAAUGUAUUUUUCGCUAUUUAAGGACUUGUUGUAAUUCAAUUCCUGCCUUGAACAACUACAACCCGGACUUUGUUAGACGGAACACUCACAGUAACACUGAUUCAACACUCAGACCAACGUCAACUCUGGCCCUGUUACGACAGCGACUAUACCGUACAUCAGAGGCACCUGAAACUAUCGCACGUAUACUACAACCUUACAUGCAAUAUACGUGUUGCACACAAAACGAUAACCACUUUACGACGACUACUUACUAAUGUCAAGGACGAAGACAAACCGGAGGACAGACAGGGAGCAGUAUACAAGAUCAAAUGCUGCGACUGCCAAGCUACUUACAUUGGUGAAACAGGCAGAAACCUUAGCACUCGACUGACCGAACACAAACGAGCGACGAGAAAUGGUGACGUUAACAAUCACAUUGUUGAACACCAUUUACAGACGAAACAUCAAAUCGACUAGGAGUCUGCGACACGUAUUACGUAUUCUACAGACUACUAUCAACGACUCACUUUAGAAAACUGGUUUAAUAACUAGAACAAACGCCACUGAAUCGUAGUCAACAGUUACCGGCACCGUAAAAACGAUUUAUUGACGAAAUCAAGCAAAACUGACUACGAGAGAAAGACUGGACAACUGACAAUUUGACUAACAAUAGACGACUGUUUGACUGUGACAAUAGACGGAUUUAAACGCACCAAUUACAUUACGAGUCUUCAUAGCCAAUAUCCUCACGGCUUAGCUGUCAGACGGCCAAUAACAUCGCAACGUAAUUGACCAAUCAGGUCAAUAACAAGAGUAUAAUACCAUCAACUGACGUGAUACAACUCACUUUGACUCUGAAGAUGACUACCGCACAGGUUGUCGAAACGUCAGUCACUGUCAACAACAAAAAUCCUAUUCAGGACUACGUUCACCCGGAUGAUCAGUCUUAACCUCCCUUUUAAUUAUAUAAACAAUAUAACAAGUAUACCAGGAUUUUUAAAAACCAACUACUACUUGACAAUUUAAAAACAAUGAAAACCAUUAUCUGAUUGAAAACCAUUAUCUGAUGCCAGGCAGUAAGUUAGAGGUCCCUUAUAGCAGUUCACUGAGUCUAAAUUUUAGAACAUUUAUUCACAGACAGUAAUCUGACUUCGUGAAGUUUCAAAACGGUGUCAUUUCAGUCUAUAAAAUUUUUAGUUGAGUGAAAUGCAGUCAAAAAGUGCCUGGUUAAGGCACAUAACAACUUAAAUAUUAAGCAAAACACCACUAUUUUCUCGAACUGAUAAAUGACAGAAAUUCGCAUGGAAUAGAUUUUCUGAGUCGAGUUUUCUAAGGCACAUUCACCUGAGCUAAACACCUACGAAGCGUUUGUUUUUAUGGCUGGAGCAGAAACUUUUAGUGCAACGGCUCAACCACGAAAUCACAACCUGUGUUCUUUCUGUCAAUACCACCCGGAAAUCACUCAAACAUACACUUUCGUGGCACUGAUAAGACUACACGAUCACGCAUAAUCUUUUCACGUUUAACACAAGCCAAAUAUCAUGAAAUAAUCAGGAAAAAGGCACUACAGGUUUUUGGCAGAUAAACACCUCUAGACAUUUCUCUUACACUCGUCUUAUUCAAGCUCGCUUCUCUCACUAGACUACUCACACGGUCGGCAGUCCAGCAUAGACUCUGUUUUCACACCAGUCUUGGCCAAAUAGAUUUGACUCUUAUUAUAACCUUGUUUUCGAGGCAAAACUUUGUUGUCACCCGGGAGAAGCGAGCAGUGUCAUACCUUUCUGUUUCAGCGCGGAUCAGGGUGAUUGGUAGUCAAAUGAAACGAGAACAAGGGAAGACAUUGCACGAUGCAGACCGAUCUGCGAAUCGUAUUUAUCACAUAUAUGUCUCAUCUGAGAACUUUGCAUGAUACCGUCCAGGAAACUUUUCUCGGCUCAAGGUGACAAACAACGAAAUAUAAACUACUCUUAAGCGCUGCGGCACCGAAACCAGCUUUAGGCACGUACUGAUUUCAAAUGACUGUCACUUGUGUUAGCGAGAGAGAUCUGGGUAGAGACGGAAACAGACCAAAGAGGGAGGGAGGGGGUGGGGUAGGUAGAAAGUGAAUUCGCGAAAAUAUAUCUACAGCCACUUCUACAAAAAUCCCUAUCUACCAACCGAGAAAAGAUACUACAUAAACAAAACCACACAGUAAACAAGCUAAGACAGAGGAAGUUAAGAUAAUUACAAAAUGUUUGCUACCCCGGUUUUUAUAAAUCCGGGUGGCAGUAAUACAGUACAGAAGUAAUAGUCACAACUAUCAGGACAGCUUCUUUCAACACUUCACAACCACCUUGUGAUCGGCGACUUCCUUAAAAAUCUCAGGUCAGCGGUUAACAUUAUUCAAUUCCUUCUUAAAUCCUUUAAAACAACCACUGACGAAAACGCCGAGCAACUGGAAAAGAUAAAACUAUGCUAGGGAGAGGACGUAUAUAUACGUUCUUGGUACCGGGAACUUGUCUUUUUGGACGUAUAUAUACGUGGCACUAAAAGGGUUGCGAGUAUCACACAAACCCGAAAUUCAUUAUUUUCAUGUUUUCUUCAUUUAUAUCACCAUUCACAGGCACUGAAUAAGUGAGUGCUUGUCUUUAUUUCCGCCUCAUAGACGCAUACUAUAACUUUACUUCUCUUGGAGCUACGGGGAGAUUUGGACCAACCAGUAAUGCACAUUACCAAGGCACCUCGCUGCAAGGGAUAUCAGUUCAAAAGGGCCUACAAACUUGGAUUGUUCCAGUGACGGGCAAGUAUCAAGCUGAGCUGUGUGGAGCUUCAGGAGCGGACAAUGGGUUUUAUAACACCAGAGGUGGAAGAGGCGCCAAAGUAAAAGGAAGCGUUCAUCUGCAAAAGGGAACACAGCUGAGUGUCUUAGUGGGGCAAGAAGCAACUGGAGGGGGUGGUGGGGGUGGAACGUUUGUUGUAUUUGCUGCAGAUGGCAAGCCUUUAGCUGUGGCUGGGGGUGGGGGUGCAGCUGAAAUUGUAGAUGGUGAUCCUGGACAAGCUAGUGAAACAGGCAGCGUAAAUGGUGGUUCGAAAGGAAAGGGAGGAAAGGUUUGUGUGUCAGAUGCCGCUUUUCAAUCUUUAGUUGGUGUCGGAGGAGGUGGUGGCCUAUUAACGAAUGGACGCUGCUAUCAAGAUGGAAAAUGCAACAAACAAUGUCCAGGGAACGACGGAGGCAAAUCAUUUUCCGCCGGUGGAGUGGGAGGUUAUAACAAGAAGGCCGGAUGUGGUGCUGGUGGGUUUGGUGGUGGUGGGAAUUGUGGGGGAGGGGGUGGGUACUCCGGUGGUGGUGCCCAAGUGGACGGGAAUAGCGAAAAUCUGGAUCUUAGCGGCGCUGGGGGAGGAGGUUCGUUUGCACCUAAUAAUAACUGGAGUUUGCUGUCUGGAGAUUGCCCUGUGGGAAACGGUUUUGUUACGUUUAAGUUAGUAUCACUGAAUUGA